AUGAUGCGUGCUAUCAGAUUCCGUCCAGUCUUUUCUCAUGUAUUCAGACAUAGAUUGACUUCCAACCACUGCGUUCUGUUCUCCACUGCCACUCGCAAGCCUACCACUGCCACUGCCACUGGAAAGCCUGGUUCUGCUCAGCAAGCUGACUGGCAUCGUCAUAAUCCCACACCAUCAGAGGAUGCAGUUGUUGGUGACCAUAUCAAUGAGUCUAUCCCCGAAAUGCAACAACAUACUAUUGAUGCUAUUAAAAAGGAGCACCUUUCUACCAAAAAACCUGCUUCUAAAAAAUCAGCAUUUUGA
Molecule: messenger RNA, 303 nt
Organism: Batrachochytrium dendrobatidis JAM81
Lineage: Eukaryota; Fungi; Chytridiomycota; Chytridiomycetes; Rhizophydiales
Exons: 2
Coding region: 1-303 (100 amino acids)
Source: RefSeq, a predicted model, not a curated record